Aureobasidium musti is the source of this 2037-nucleotide messenger RNA. The record is from the annotation of a GenBank genome assembly. Lineage: Eukaryota; Fungi; Ascomycota; Dothideomycetes; Dothideales; Saccotheciaceae.
AUGGACGGAUCAGUAACGACACAACGAACUCGCUCGCCGCCGAUUCGGCCAGCGCGACCAGAGAUAGGAGUUGACAAUGUCUCAUACGGCCGCCCUUCAGCCGAAUACUUCGCGUCUGUGACGGCGACAGCACAGCAAGGCCAGGCCGACGACGGAAGACGCAGCACCGACACGACCCCAAAGCCCCGCAAACGCAAAUCAGCGCGAUAUUCGGUUGGCAAUGGCAAUGGCACAGGCGUCGAAGGCGCAGAGAGAAAAGGCUCAAUACGCAACGCGGUGCGGCGCUUAUUUGGCAGGAAGUCCAAGGGCGAUGUUCCAGAAGUGCCCGCCAUACCACGGGUAGAAGCGUCGCGACAUGGCUACCACAAAAGCCGGCCACAAACAAUUCAUACGCACCCAUCUGACGCCAUUCACCAACGCAUCAUCUCUGCACCCCUCUCGACUCACCUCGCGGGCCCGCUGUCCGCUCCUUUCCAGUCGCAACACCCUCAUGACUACAACACCACACCGGCUCGCGCGUCACCUAGCUAUGCCGUUGAAUUUCCUAAGAGUGCCCGCCUAAAGCCUCUAGACCUGGCCAAUCCAUUCUAUACCCGCGAUCAUGGUCCAAAGCGGAGAGCCACCCUGCCCAGUCUAAUCAUGACUGCUAACGAAGCGGCCGAUAUCUCGAACACACUACAACCGGGUCAAGACACAAGAGCUGUGGACGUAGAAUCCGAUACUGGGCAGCGGACGGCAGGUACAGGGCAGAACCUCACUCGGUCGGCCUUGACAGCCGACGCCAGGUCGAGGAUGGACAAGAGGAGGUCGCGUAGUGCAAAUGAUCUCAAGCAAGCAAUGGUAGCCGCUGAAUCUUUUCGGGAUCGUACUGGUGAGAUUGAGUACUGGCGCCGGAGCUAUGCCAGCGUCCUCCUCAGCCCGACCGGGAAAGCUCCCGUCUACGAAUAUCCACCCGCCGAUGACGAGGUCGAUGCAGCGGAUGUACCUGACGUGCCUGAUGUGCCUGAAGUACCCGAAGUGCCUGAACACUACACCAGGGAGCCGGACUUUGUCUCGGUUCCGACACCUCUGUCAGCACAUCCUCCUCUGCCACGCUCUGAUGCUGUCUCGCUUCCCUCCACGCGUGGACAACCAGUGCCUGCAAAAGAUCCAUCUCCUCAAUUGACUGUGCGCUCCUUUAGUCGCCCGCUCACUGCACCUGCGAUGGAGACUCCUGCUGAUCUGGAGUCUCGUGUUGCCAAACUUGAGGCUCACCUCGUUGACUUCCAGCGGUCGUUGUCUAACCUCGCCCUGUCUAGCCCUUCAGCCGUAGCUCCAACCGAGCCACCCGGCUCAUCACAUCGCCAGCAAACGCCCAGCAUCUUUGUUGAGUCAAUGCAAGCGCCCACUCGAGGUUAUGAAGAUGCUGGCGAUAUUAUGGAGCGCGAGUGGGGCCCAAGCAGUCAUGGUAGCACAAAUGGCGAUCGUCCUAACCUCGCACCUCCAACUCUACGCAGUACUGCUGUCACAUCCAAUGGCACCUUUACUGCCCUUUACAACAUGUUAUCCGAAGAGCGUUCUGCCCGCCGCAUCCUCGAGAAUCAAGUUCGUAACCUCCAGCACGAGGUUACUCGCCUGCAACUUUCGCGCGGUAGCUGGGGUAGCUACACAGCACAGUCUCUUCCGCAAGGUCAACGACCACGUACCCCUGCAGAGUCAGAUGGUGGCCGCAGCGCCUCGCGUCUGGAGGCAUACAAUGCCCUUUCCUCGCCCGCCACUGUUGUACCGCCAGCUUCCUUUCUGCGUGCUUUCGACAGACCUGACGCUCGAAUCCAGAGCCGCUUUUCUGGUGACUCUGGAGAGGACAGCGAAUACGGUUCUCGCCACCGUAGCGCUGGCGUUGACAGUGGUCGUAGGAGUAUUCCUCGCAGCUCGGUACGCCAGACGCCCCCGAACUACGAGUACGGCCGUGUAGAGCCACCAACUCCGUAUGAACUGUACCGCACGCCUGCCGAAGAAAGAGGUGCUUACCGAUUCAGCGAAGACGAGAUGUUCUGA